Mauremys reevesii (Reeves's turtle) is the source of this 3940-nucleotide messenger RNA. It is a transcript of the gene MAP4K2, whose product is annotated as mitogen-activated protein kinase kinase kinase kinase 2. The record is from RefSeq and is a predicted model, not a curated record. Lineage: Eukaryota; Metazoa; Chordata; Testudines; Geoemydidae. The transcript has 32 exons. Gene Ontology annotation, molecular function: MAP kinase kinase kinase kinase activity; ATP binding. Gene Ontology annotation, biological process: protein phosphorylation. Bases 98 to 2635 code for a protein of 845 amino acids.
CCCCAGGGGGGCAGGGCUGGCUCCGCUUCCCUCCCCGCUGGUUCCCCGGCCGGCCGGGCCGCGCCGUACCCUACUGCCCCGCGGCGCCCCGGGGACCAUGAGCCUCUUGCGGGACGUCUCCCUGCUGGACCCCCGGCUCCGCUACGAGCUGAUCCAGCGCAUCGGGGCGGGCACCUACGGCGAUGUCUACAAGGCCCGGGACACCCAGACAGCAGAGCUGGCUGCCAUAAAGAUCGUCAAACUGGACCCAGGGGAUGACAUCAGCUCCAUCCAGCAGGAGAUCACAACGCUCAGGGACUGCGGGCACCCCAACGUGGUGGCGUAUUUCGGCAGCUACCUCAGGAAUGACCGUCUCUGGAUCUGCAUGGAGUUCUGCGGAGGAGGAUCCCUGCAGGAAAUCUACCACACCACAGGCCCCCUCUCUGAGAAGCAGAUUGCCUAUGUGUGCAGAGAAACGCUGCAGGGCCUGAGCCACCUACAUACCAAAGGCAAGAUGCACCGGGACAUAAAGGGAGCCAAUAUCCUACUCACCCUCUUUGGAGAUGUGAAACUGGCGGAUUUCGGAGUCUCAGCUGAACUGACAGCAUCAGUGGCGAAGCGGAAGUCCUUCAUUGGGACCCCCUACUGGAUGGCCCCUGAGGUGGCCGCAGUGGAGAAGAAGGGCGGCUACAACCAGCUGUGUGACAUCUGGGCCAUCGGCAUAACGGCCAUUGAGCUGGCUGAGCUGCAGCCCCCGCUCUUCGAUCUUCACCCCAUGAGGGCCCUGAUGCUCAUGUCCAAGAGCAGCUUCCAACCCCCUAAACUGAAAGACAAAGCUCAUUGGUCCCCAGAAUUCCACCACUUCCUCAAACUGGCCCUGACAAAGAACCCCAAAAAGCGACCCACAGCGGAAAAGCUGUUACAGCACCUGUUCACCAGCCAGCCCCUUGCCCGCACCCUGGCCAUCGAGCUACUCGACAAGGUCAACAGCCCUGACCUGGCUGCCCCGUCCCUGGACGAUGGAGAUUUUGAGGUUUACGACAUCUUCCCAGACAAAAUCCAUUCCCGUGGGGCACAUGGCCAGGCAGAACGGACUCUCUCUGAAAUCCAGUUUAAUCAAGUUAAAUUUGGGCCCCCACUGAGAAAAGAAACGGAACCAUAUUGUGGUCUGAGGGAAGAGGAGGAUGAUUGGACGUUGCUAGGAGCUGAAGAGAGUCUCCUGCAGUCUGUGGAGGAGGCGUUGGAGGAAAGGAGUUUGACCAUUCGCCCAGCGUCUGGACGGGUCCCCACCCCAGAGGAUCAGCCUGUGGACCCUCACUGCAUCCCUGAGAACGAGACGGGAACAAUCAAGAGAGCGUCACUAUGGGACCUGAUGAAUUGGGAGCUGGGGGGCACGGAGCCUGGGGGUGGCUCAGGGACCAUGAGACAGGCCCCAGCAGGCAGCCCAGAGUCAGGUGACGUCCAACCCCCCCUGCACACUGGCUCCCCAGAGCCUGGAGCCUCUCUGCUUUCCACCGAAUGGGCCACCAUGAAGAGGAGGGAGGAGACAGAGAGAUCCAGCUGCCAUGGGCUGCCCCCCACCCCCAAGGUCCAUAUGGGUGCUUGCUUUUCCAAAGUCUUUAAUGGCUGCCCUCUAAAGAUCAACUCAGCUGUGACGUGGAUCCACCCAGAGACACGAGAUCAGUACCUGGUGGUAGGGGCUGAGGAGGGGAUUUACACACUCAACCUGCAUGAACUCCAUGAGGACACCAUGGAGAAGCUCCUGCCCCACAGGUGCUUCUGGCUGUACUGUAUGAACAACGUGCUGCUCUCCUUAGCAGGGAAAUCCUCCCAGAUCUCCUCUCACAACCUCCUGGGCCUCUUUGAGCAGCGGAGGCAGCUGCAGAAGCGGCAGGUCCCCCUCUCCAUUGCCACCAACCGGCUGACUGAGCGCAUCAUCCCCAGGAAGUUUGCGCUCUCCUCCAAGAUAGCGGAUACCAAGGGCUGCCUCAAGUGCCGAGUGGUUCGGAACCCCUAUUCCGGCAACACCUUCUUGUGCGCCGCUCUUCCCUCGAGCCUGGUGCUGUUGCAGUGGUACGAGCCCUUGCAGAAGUUCAUGCUGCUGAAGCACUUUCCUGCAGUCCUGCCCAUGCCCCUGAGCCUGUUUGAACUGCUUGUGGUGGAGACGGAAGAGUACCCCCAGGUGUGUGUGCGUGUCGUGGACCGAAACCGGCCGGGCCAGGAGCUGGAGUUUAACGUCCUCUCGCUCAGCACCAACUCCAGCCUCAGCACCGAGCCCUCUGCAGAUGUGGCCUCCAGUGUGGCCUGCCACGUGACUCAGAUGGACAGAGACACAGUCCUCGUUUGCUUUGAGCACUAUGUAAGGACAGUGAACCUGUAUGGGGCCCCCAAGAGAGCCCUGGCCCCAGAGCUGACCUUCAACUUCCCCAUUGAGACAAUUGUGUGCCUUCAAGACAGCGUGCUGGCCUUCUGGAAACAUGGCAUGCAGGGCCGCAGCCUGGAGGGCAACGAGGUGACCCAAGAAAUCACAGAUAAAUCCAGGGUGUUCCAGGUGCUGGGGGCCAACAGAGAUAUCAUCCUGGAGAGCACGCCCACAGAGAAUCCCUUGGCUCACAGCAACCUCUACAUCCUAACGGGACACGAGAGCAGCUACUGAGCGUGUGGAACUGCCUUUCCAAUAUCCCGUGUGGAUGGGGAAAUCCUGCUGUGAUGUUUAAACUGCUGAUAGCUGAGAAGCUCAGUGGAGGCGCACAAGUAGUGGGAGCCUCGGGGAACUAUGAGCGGGGCCUGUCUUCUGUUGCGGGAAUCCAUGUCAGAUGAGUUCUACGCUAUAAACUCUACAGUCCACUUGUCCUAUUGUCCAAAGUCUUCCUGAGAUACCCCUGCUUUUCAGGAACGUAUGGAGAGAUUCCCUCUCCCCUUUUAGGGCCAGCGUCUCCUGAGACCCUUGUCUGCAAUAAUUGACUACAGCCAGUCCAAAGACACCUCCGCAGUCUGUCUUGACAGAUAACUGUGCCUGCGGAAUGCUUUCUCCCCCCAUUCCCAACCCUAAGAAGAUGUCUUCUGGAGACAUAGGGUGUGAAAGUGUCCUCUUCCUUCAGCUUCAACAUGAAGACAAUCAGUUUUCCAGUGGGUGCAUUGUGUUCCCUAUGUAGCACUUAAGGUCCAGAAAUCUGGCACAUGCCUUCAGCUGCAAAAGGAGUGGGAAAGCAAUUCUGUGUCUCAUCAUUCAAGUUGUGAGCAACAAGCAAUGCCUGAGGUGGGACAAACCUAUUGAAUUUAAUCAGUGGCCGGGAUACCUGUUUGACUAUAUUGGUAAUGGUUGGGCCGAUUGCUUAGCUUGAUGGGUUUUGAUGGGGGAAUGAGUGGGAUGGCUAGUUGAGCAUCCAGAUUGGCUGGUUUGAGCAGCUGGCUGGUGGCUUGGUGGCAGAGAGAGCUUGAGUGCUUGCUGGUUGGGUGUGGUGAUUAUUAGGAUGGGUUUGGUUGAUGGGGCAGGUACAGUGGCUAGGUGAGGGACUUGGUUACUGAGCAGGCCAAUUGUUUGGUAGAGUGGGUGGCUGAUUGGUGUAAAGAGGUUUGAGUGUGUCUGCUAUGGAGGGGCUGGGUGCAUGGCUGGCAUGACUGCUAUUUUGAGUGUGAAAAGAUGGGUGGGUGGAUGACUGCUUUGAAAUGAAGCAGAGUGCUUCAUACUGGGAGGCAGUAUGUUGCAUUGGCUGGCUGCUAGGAUGCCUUGUUCUUUUGCUACCUUGGAAACCAGUGCCAACCCCAAAUGCCAAUGUGACAGAGACCAGGAUCCUGGGGCCAAUGGCUCUACUAACUCAGGCAGUGGAAGCUUCCCUUUCCGUUUUGCUAAUUUCUCUGUGUUUUUUAACUGAAAGCUGGAAUUUAUGGAUAAAAGAAACCAAACUUGAAAAAAAUAUGCUAUUUAAAAGAUAAAGAGACAUUGAUAUUAAACCUUUCA